AUGUUUCGCGCCGCGCCAAAGCUCAGAACAUUAGCUCGCCCGUCGAACCUCUAUCGCCCGCUCUCCACCACCGCCCACCUCCGCCGUCUUGUCCAGCUAAACGAAUCCGUCCGAUCGCAUACCGUCCGCUUCCAGAAUCCGCCGUUAUUUACCCCUCUCCGUAUCGCCUCGUUCAUUCUCUAUUCCUCAUGCCUGAUCGGCUACGUCUGGUACUUUUUCCCGGAACUAGAGAUAGAAAUACAAGAGGGUGUCGCCGAUGAGCAGACAACACUAUCUGAUUCCGAUUUCGCCCAUGAAGACUCCUUCUUCAUCCCCAUGACAUGGGCGAAGAAACUGCCUCGCUCCUUCUACAAAGGCUCCGAUCCGGAAUGGCAAGAGUUUGUUAAGGUCUCAAAGGACAAGGCUCGCCACAAGAAGAUUCAAUCCGAACUGGUCAAGAUUGUCUACGAUACUGCUCAAAAGCACCCAGCCUUCGUCAAACAACUCGGUCGCGACACAAAGGUUGGCCAAUGUUGGCUCGACAUCAUUUUCCCCGACGGUCCUCCACAAGAAUACGCUCGUGCCGGCAUUGAGUUUGGCGACGAUUUUGUUGCCUAUGCCCUCCAGCGCAUUGAUGCUCAGCAGCAACAUCGAAUUACUCGCACGCUCUGGCCGUCCGCUGCCUUUAACGGAAUAUACAACAGCACUAAGGUCCUUGCUGGCAUCCAAUAUCAUCGCCUGAAACAAUUGAUGGGUUGGGAGGUUGACUCUACACCUGGUAGCCACGAUGCCAAAUACCAACAUCUCUUACAGCUGCUACAGGCCCAGCAAGCCCAGCAGGCCCAGCAGGCCGAGCAAGCCAAAACGCAAGCAGGUGCGCCGGAUGCAAACGCAGACAAGUCAAGUAGCGCCUCAUCGUUGUUUCCAUGGGCAGCCAAGGUGCCACAACCAACGUCAAGCAUAGAGAUGCCGAUAGCUCAACAUAUUUUCCAUGCCACCUUGGCUCAAGGGAAGAUUCCCAAGAAGAUGGAACCGCCAAGAGGAAGUUUUGUUGUCCAAGGAUUGAUUCAACUCAAGGGAAGCAGAUCUAUUUUAACACUGGACGUGCAAGCUUUCUACGACCCGAAGGCCAGUCACUUUGUUGUGGUGAACGCGACUCCUAGGACCAUCAAGCAGAGAAAGCAGUCACCAAAGGGAGGUGACUGA
Molecule: messenger RNA, 1185 nt
Organism: Aureobasidium subglaciale EXF-2481
Lineage: Eukaryota; Fungi; Ascomycota; Dothideomycetes; Dothideales; Saccotheciaceae
Exons: 2
Coding region: 1-1185 (394 amino acids)
Source: RefSeq, a predicted model, not a curated record